Messenger RNA from Dictyostelium discoideum AX4, 2316 nucleotides. Its product is annotated as IPT/TIG domain-containing protein. Bases 1 to 2316 code for a protein of 771 amino acids. The transcript has 2 exons. The record is from RefSeq and is a predicted model, not a curated record. Lineage: Eukaryota; Evosea; Eumycetozoa; Dictyosteliales; Dictyosteliaceae.
AUGUCAAAUUCAGACAAUUUCUCAUUUGAUAGCUUUAGAUUAUCACAAUCUAUUGAUUUAACAGGGUUUGCAAAUCAAUACGGAUUAAAUAAUAGUGUUAGUAAUGUAAAUAAUAGAUAUAAUUUAACUUCAUUUAGUGAAUUUUCACAUCAACUUGAACUUGAACAACAACAAAACAAUCAUCAUCAUCACCACCAUCAUCAUCAACAACUACCACCACAACCACAACCAUCAACACAACAUCAUCAACAAUUAUUAAUUCAAGCUCAACAAUUAUUACAACAACAACAAGCAACACAACAAGCUGAACUUUUACAACAACAACAAGCAGCACAAUUACAACAGUUAUUACAAACUCAACAACAACAACAAGCUCAACAACAAGCAGCAAUAGCAGCACAACAACAGCAACAACAAAAUGAAUUACUAUUACAACAGCAACAACAACAACAAAAGUUACAACAAGAACAAAAUGAAAUUCAAAGAUUACAACAACAAAUCCAACAAAUGGAACAAACAUUUAUAACAGGUGAUAUUAAUACUGAAUUGACCGAGUUGUUGAGCAAUUUGGAGACAUUAGCACAUGAAUCCAUUCAACAUUUAUUCUUCCUCUGUAAGGUGUUACAACCUCAUUUGACCGAGGAAUUGCGAUUCCCAUUGUUAAGUAAGAUGUUUAGCGAUAUGCCACAGAUGAUACCAUUGUUGAGUAUCGCCAAUCAUAGCACCUAUUUACAGGAUCCGAAUAACCAUGCAUUCAAGUUGUUUAUGGAUUUCAAAGAAUUGGCAAACUUACUAUGCAAGAUAAGCUAUUUGCAAUUGUUUCAUUUAACCAAUAAUAUCAUUCCACCAGGUUCACCACAGUUUCAAUUCAAUUUCUUUCUAAAUGUUCAAGAAUAUUUUAGAUUGGCCUCAUUUGAUAGGUUACGAAUUUUCAAUCAGUCAUUGGGUGGUGAUCAGUCCCUCUCAAACACCUAUUUACACAUUCAAAAAAUCAUGUCUUUAGAUUCUUCAAUACCAAUCGAUAUCAUUCAUUUCGUUGCUGGUAUCAUCUCGUUACCUCUAUCUGAUCUUUACUUAUUUCAUCAUUGGUUUUCAAAUUUAUCUAAAAAAUUAUUAGCUGUCCUAUUAGCAUUACUUCAAUUAGAUUCUUCAACAGUUUUAGAUUUAAAAAGAAUUUUAGCAACAAGUGUAACAUUUACAAAUGAAAAUAAUAAUAAUAAAAAUAAUAACAUUUUAAAUAAUACAAUAAUACCGCAAAAUAAAUUAAAUGAUAAUAAUAGUAAUAAUAAUAGUAGUAAUAAUAUUUCAUUACCAAUGCCAAUAUAUAAUGGGAAUAAUAAUAAUAAUAAUAAUAGUAAUAUAAAUAGUAUAAAUAAUAAUAAUAAUAAUAAUAAUAUAAAUAAUAUAUCUGUAGAAAUACCAACCUCACCUGUACAAAGUAAUAAUAAUAAUUUUGAAAAUUCAUCCGCUCCAUCUUCACCAUUUAUAAAUAAUUAUAAAGAACCACUAUCACCAAUUAUGUCAGUACCAUCAACACCAAAUUUAACAACACCUGUAUCAAAAUCAUCAUCACAACCAACUCAAACACCACAACGUCAAUUAGCGAUAACACCAAAUAAUAAUAAUAAUAAUAAUAAUCCAUCAGAUUGUUUUUAUUUAAAGAUUGCAAGACAACCACCACCAAAAACUGUUUAUCAAAGAAUUUUAAAACCUUUCCCACAAGUUAUGAUUUGUGGACCUGGUGUAGAUACAGAGAAUUUCUCAAAUUUCUAUGUCGAAGUAACCCUAUUAAGAAAUGAUAAUCAAACUGAAUUGGUCAAUUAUAUCGAUGGUACAAAGACAUCACGUAUCACUGGUGGUUUCGCUCCUUUCAAAAAAUUAAAAAUUUUAUCAACUACUCAACAAUUAAGAACACUUUUUAGAUUAAAAUUUGUUUUAAAAAAAUAUAUAUCAAAUGAAUCUCAAACUUUUCCUGAAGCAACUGUACUUUCUGAUCCAAUUGAAGUAUUCUCUCAUACAAUUUAUUUAAUUGAUAAACAAGAUGUACCAUUUCCACCAACUGUUAGCGAAAUUAUUCCAGCAUCAGCAAAAGCUCGUACAAGAGUUGUAAUUCUAGGUUCAAACUUUUCAAAUACAGGUGAUCUAAAAGUUUAUUUUGGUUCAACUAGUGUAACUGCCACUUUUUAUGAACAAGGUACUAUCAUUUGUCAGGUACCACCAAAUGCACCAAAUCAACCUUCAAAUGUUAACAUUAAAGUUUCAAAUGAUGGAAGUCAAUGUAGUGAAUCAAAGGGUAUGUUCAAUAAUAUACCUUAG